Molecule: messenger RNA, 2797 nt
Organism: Myxocyprinus asiaticus (Chinese sucker)
Lineage: Eukaryota; Metazoa; Chordata; Actinopteri; Cypriniformes; Catostomidae
Product: pleckstrin homology domain-containing family A member 2-like
Exons: 12
Coding region: 617-1768 (383 amino acids)
Cellular component (GO): membrane; cytoplasm
Molecular function (GO): PDZ domain binding
Source: RefSeq, a predicted model, not a curated record
ACAUUUUAUGUGGCGUUUUUAUCACUUUUAUAAUAAAAUGCAAGUGUGUGCAAAUUCAACAAGAAAAUACUUAAUGUGCAUAUUUAUCCGACUUAAUCCUAAAAAGCACAGUUAUCGCAUCACUUCAUGUAAAAAACAAAGCAAAUAUUAGAGUUUUAAGAUUAUUUUCAUGCACGUCAACGUUUCCCUUUGAUAACAACAGAAACAAAACAUGUUUUGCUCUUUAGUACUAUUUAGUACAGCUAGGCCCUAUUUAUACACCUUUAAUAACGUAGUUCCCCUGAAAACGUUAAAGUAAUGUUUAGUCGUUUACUGUGAGUUUUAUAUCACAGUUAGUUUUCAGAGUUGUCACUGCCUCGUAUUGCGUCGAUUCUGACAUCUACUGGGUUCCGCUUUGCGCAUGUGAAAAAAAUAAAUAAAGAUACACUACCGGAUGCGUUCAGUUUUGGUUUUAACUCAACCUGCUGUCAACCCGGAAAGAGGCUGAGCUCAUUUCUAUCAUGCGCCAGCGCACAGAGUUCGGCGCUUUCAUCUGUUUUCGCGGAUAAACGUGUGCAGUUAUUGUGUCCUGACGCGCGCCGAGCAUUUCACAGACAGGAGAACGCGGAUUUGGGACAUGCCUUACCUGGACAGACAAAAUCGAACCUGUGGAUUCCUGGAUAUUGAGGAAAAUGAAAACAGUGACAAGUUUUACCGCCGUUAUUUUAUCUUGGAUACUCAAAAUAAUUUUCUCCUAUGGUACAUGGACAAUCCACAGAACUUACCUGUAGGAACAGAUUGUGUUGGAAGUUUGCGACUCAGUUACAUUUCAAAGGUUAAUGAAGCAUCAGUAAAGCAGAAACCAAAGGCAGAGUUCUGCUUUGUAAUAAAUGCGUUGUCCAGACGGUACUUCCUGCAGGCAAAUGAUCCUGUGGACUUGAAGGAAUGGGUCACUGCCCUGAAUAAUGCUACCAAAAUAACAGUUCCAAAAGUAUCACCAGUGGCUCACACCUCUGAUGUUACAAAUGUCUCAAACCCAAGUCAGUCAACAUCUCGACUGGCUUACAAAACAGAAAUUGUCGGAGGUGUUGUUGUGCACACACCUGUCCAGCAGAGCGAUACUGAGAAUGUUUUUACGUGUGAGCCAGGGUCACAUGUCACUUUAAGGAGAUGCCAGAGCGUGCGUCCCAAUAUCGUGAGGUCUGGCUACUGUGUCAAACAAGGCAAUGUGAGGAAGAGUUGGAAGAGGAGGUUUUUCAUUCUAGAUGACCAAACUGUGAGCUACUAUAAAACUGAAAUGGAUAAGGAUCCGUUGCGCAGUAUCCGACUGAGGGAUGUGCUUAAAGUUAAUGAGUGCCUUGUAAAAUCAGGGGAUCUACUGUGCCGUGAUAACCUUUUUGAAAUCAUAACAAAUACUAGAACCUUCUACAUCCAGACAGACACCCCAGAAGAAAUGAAAGUCUGGAUCAAGGAUAUCGCUUCAAAAAUUCAAGAAUUUAGAGGACCAUCUAAGUGUCGUGGUUCCAGAAAAGUCUUUUCUGCGCCAAGGAAACCUCAGCUUGUCAAGUCAUGUUCCAUGGCAGAUUCGUGGCAACCCUGGACCCCUGUGCCCAAUCAGGAGAAGCGUUUGAAGGAAGAGGACCCAUACAGCUCUCUCCCUUCUCUCACACACCCAGGCCAUAUCUCUCAGUCACAAACUCGCCAACGACACCAUUCCCAACCUCAACUCGCUCCCACUGACACAGACUUUCCAGACUGCCUUGACAAUCUCCGCACCACUGAUGUUUAGUUGCUUUAACGGAUACUGCUGGCCUGCACACAGAUAAUGUUAUGAUUUUACUCCUUUGAUUGUGCUUUUUCUUGUUUAAUGGAGCACACACAAUUUUGCAGCAAGACUGCAAACAAGUAAAGCUGUGCAAACCUGUGUGCGAUCAUUGCAUUGCUGUUCACCCACCUUAAAGGAAUGUCUCUUUUUAGAAAUGUAAAAGCUGGAAGGCUGAGCUGGUGAAUAGACAGACUUUUAUGUGUUACAUUUCUUUCAGGAAAGACUUAAGUAAAAUGUCUGUAUUUUCACUAUUCAAGUCCAAAAGUAUGAGAUCACUAUUGAAAAUGCUUCUAUUUAGCAUUGUACUAAUAUAACACAAACAUUUUUUGUAACAUUUUACUAUUACGUUGUAUACAUUAGCAAUAGUUAACAUGAUCUAACAAUUGAGCAGUACUUUUGCAGCAUUUAUUAAUGCUGGUUAAUGUUCAUUUCUACAUAACACAUCAGUAAAUGCAUUAUAAGCUUAUAAAAUGCAUUAGAACAUUUCAAAAUUAACAUUAACCAAGAUCAAUAAAUGCUCUAAAAAUGAUUGUUCAUUGCUAGUUAAUGAUACCUAUCAUGAUAUAUAUAUCUCUAUAUCUUUUUCAGAUUUAUGUAUUUCAAUUUCAUAACAAAAGUCCAUCAAAUUUUGUAAUGUUUAACAAAAUUAAAAUUAAAUAUUAUUAUGGAAAGAAAUUAUAUCCAAGAGUGCAUCUGGUACUCAAAAAAAUGCCACAGGUUCUCCAGAAAGGAAUGUAAAUAUUUAAUAAUAAUUAAUAAAAAUAGCAGUGGAUGUUUUAAAAACAUGAAUCUAAUAGUUAUUAUUCAAUUUGCUGGACUUUUGUUAUGAAAUUGAAAUGCGUGACUCUUAAAAUAUAUAUUUUUUUUGUUUACAUUUGAUUAGUGUCCUAGAAAUAAGAAUCCUAAAUACUACUUAUUAAUUUUACAUAAUACAUUUUCAUUGUUUUAAAUUUGUCAAUCCUACAACAUUUAUUUCAAUGUAAAAUGAAAGAA